AAAUAUUUUGAAAAAUUGCGCCUAAAGAUUUUUAAAUUUUCUACAAGCGCGAAUUUUUAGUUUUUUUACAAUUAAUUUUUGAAAUAAAAAAUACGAAAAUUUUUAAUUAUCUGGCAACCAGGAUCAUAAUUUAUCACAAUAAUUACUAUAAUUAAUGGUUAUGGACUUUGUUUUGAAUAUGUCAAAAAUAAUAAUAGAUUUUUUUACUAGACCAGAGUGGCUUUUGUCGAAAUUAAAUCUUGAUACGGGUUAAGUGUCAAGUUCAAAUUUUCAAACCGUAAUGGAGACCACGUGCUGAUACACCAGUAAAAUAGAAAAUUAUUUUUAAAUGCACCUGUCAUUUAAUUUAUGAUAUUUAAUUAUUUAAAAUAGACCACAUCUAUAAUGAAUUUCGUAAGAUCGUCGUCAUAUAUUACGUCACCAAAUUUGGAAAAAAAUAUUUAACGACAGUGUAUCUAUGAGUGUCAAUGUCACUGACAAGUGGGAAUUUUUUAGUAAGGAAAUAAAGUUAUUUUGUACUGAUAUCUAAUGAUGCAAAACGAAACGGAAUUGAAUGAAACAUUAUGGGAUCCCGCAGAAAUAUUUACACCUUCAUUAGAUUAUAAAUAUGCAGUUAUUAUCUUAAACCAACCAAUUUUAUUUAAGAAAAAUAUUGUAUUGCCUAUAUGGAAAAAAGCACAAUUUAGAAUUACUGUUGACGGUGGUACGAAUCAAUGGCUACAAUACCUGGGGACUUUAGCAGAUGAAAUAUUUUCUAAAAAAUGUAUCGAAUAUGCACCCGAUUCAAUUACAGGUGAUUUCGAUAGUAUCUUACCAGAUCACAUAAAUAAACUAAAAAAUGUUGGGGUUGAAGUUAUCACCACCAUGGAUCAAAAUCAUACUGAUUUUACCAAGUCAUUGAUGCAAUUAUCUACUAAUUGUAAACACAAAAAUAUUCAGUUAAAGGCAGUUUAUGUAUUCGUUGAAACAGCCGGAAGAUUUGAUCACAUUAUGGGUAACAUUAAUACUUUGUACAGAAGUAAAGAAUUAAUAGAUGUUGAAACUAUAAUUCAAGUAGCGAGUAAUUCAUUAACAUGGUUAUUAAAACCCGGUUAUCAUAUUAUUAAAAUUCCUCAAGUUCUCAGAAAAACUCAGUCGUGGGUAGGCCUCAUUCCCAUUGGAUCUGUUGUUAAGAAUAUUUCAACAACUGGGUUAAAAUAUAAUUUAGAUAAACAUACAUUAGCAUUUGGAGACCUAGUAAGUACUUCAAACUCUUAUGAUGGAUCACCAGAAGUCACAGUAACAACUGAUUCUCAUGUUAUAUGGACAAUGGGUAUUGAAUCUUUAGUUGAACUGGAAAAUGAUUCUCUUUGAAUAUUAUUUCCGAUUUUUUUUUAUUUUAUUCACUUGAACAAAAUUUUUUAAUUGUUUACAAUAUUAAUUUACUAUAACUCGUUUAAAUUUUUGUUUUUAAAAAUUUGAAAAAAAUUCAGCACAUCAUAGGUUUGAUUCAAUGGUUAUUUUUAAUUUUAGUUAAACUAUUUUUUAAUUGAGGUAGUUGUCCUGCUACAAUAUUGUCAAAAAGUUAUGAGCCAUAUAUAUUACGCGGUAAGAGUAGGUUAGGUGGUAGUUAAAACGAGACAUUGCUUUUGUUUGAUACUGUACCCGUGAGAAGUUUACGUGAAUGUUUUCACUAUCGCUCUCACCCUAGCGGAUCCGAGUUACGGUAAAUUACGGUAAUUAACCGUAAUUUAUGGAAUUUUUACCGUGAGCACCGUAUGCUUUUUAUUUUUAUAGUUUUUACAGUGCAAUACUUCACUUUAUGGUAAAAUACCUCAGGCUUGUCACAAUUUUACGGUAAAUUACCGUUCUCUUGCUGCAAAUCUACGGUACAUUUACUGUAAAAUAUCGUAUUUUACCGUAAAAUGCCAUAAUUUGCCGUAAAAUACCGGAAUUUUCUGAAUACCUUAAAUUACGGUAAUUACCGUAAAUCGGAUCCAGGGCAGCCGGCCAUUUUGUACUCUAACGUUCAUUCAUUAGAUUAAAUUUAUGUUAGGUUAGAAUCUUUAAUAAUUAUUAUACAGUCGAGUCGCGUUAUGAGUCCGUCGACUUACAUUUUUUACUCUUAAAUCCGAUAUAUUUACUUAAUCCACCACUUAAAUAAGCAUCAACAGCAGUAACGUAAAAAAUUUUAAUCAGAUUUUGAUAACAGACUAGAACAAAUAAUUCAUUAGAUACAUGAAAACUUAUUCGCAAAAAUUAUUUUAAACAAUGCAAUUUUCGGGAUGUGUGAAAAUUUAUAACUCGGAUCCAAGCUCGUUACCAAAGUUGAAAUUUUCAGGGCUUUUUAGGGAUAUAACAAAGCAACUUUCCCGAAAAGUCGAAGCAAAUCGAAGUUCCGAGAAAAAAAUAAUAGUUAUCUGAAAAUAGCGAUUUUUAAAAAAUCAAUCGGCUCUGGAUUACCGUACACGGAGAAAUAAUUAUUGUUUAGAAUGCUGCGGUGUCAUAGAAGUGCCAGACCAUGUUGGCCACCUGUCGGAAAUUGAAAUGAACACAUGCAGAAAUUACUAUGGCCAUAGUAAAGUCGACAACGAUUAUAUCACAAAUUACUGUAACCAUUAGAUAUUUUACUAUGGCUAUAGUAAUUUCUGCAUGUGUUUCUUUCGAUUUCCGACAGGUGGCCAACACAGUCUGGCACUACUAUGAUACCAUAGCAUUCCAAAGAAGAAUUAUUUCUCCGUGUACAAUAACGAAAUCGAAGCAUUUGAGGGAAAUUACGGCAGAUAUCAACAGAAUACAUCUACACAAAAAAUAUCAGCUGUUAUUUAAUCUUCUACUCUGAAAACUGUAGGUUUGAAAGGAUUUUUAUAAUAGGUUAAAUUUUUGCUAAUUCAGUGGUUUAGUUGGAAGCUCACAAUCAAGCUGGAUACUAGCUUAGAGCAAAUAUUGAUAUUUUUUCUUAAAUAGACCGUACACAGAGAAGAAUGCUGCCGGAAAAGACUCUUAGUUAUGUAGAAGCUAAGCUGCAAAUUUUUGAAAGUAAUCAAAUUAUCACUAUGAAUUGAAUCAAGAAUGAAUUCUUUUUCGAAAAGUUAUUUCUUCUCUCAAUGUCAAAUAAAAAUAAUAGUAUAUUUCUCAUAUAUUAAUACUUGUAUGACUACUUAAAGUUUAGUUACAGCCUUAGAUAGCCGACUUUUAGAUCAUUCACCUCAGGUUGUGUAUAGUAGAUUUAAUUUGUAAAUGUAUUUUAUGAUAAAUUUUAAACUAAUAAAUUUAUAUUUCAAAAUUAAUUUGAAAUUAAUUUAUUCAGAUUCAUCGCAUAGGAAAAUUGUAAAUAUAAAUACAGUUUGUAAUUAAAAACCGUAGAAUUUAAAGUCAUGUAAUCCAACUGUGUCCGUAUGUUAAUAUCUCAUAAAUUUUAAUAAAAUAUACUAUAUAUUCGUACAAUACUUUAUAAAAAAACUUUAACAUUCUGUUAAUCGUAAAUUUUCAUUCAAUACCCAACAUGAUUAAAUGAAAAAAAAAAAAAAAAAUUGUCAAAUUACUUGAAAAAAAAUAGUUAUUUUUUUUUCAAAUUAUAGUUCAUGUAACUUUUUUCACUGCAUUGUAUGAUCAUUAAUCGUAUCAUAUACAACAAGAUAAUUUUAUGUUCUAUUCGCUAAACAUAAGUAAUCUUUUUCAAAUCGUAGCUCAGCAAUUUCAUAAAAGUGAGGACACAUUAAAACAAUUUUAUAUACAUAACCAAUAAAAUGACAAUUUCAUUUCGAUUUUUUAGUACAAAUAGUAUAAAAAAGUGUAAAGCUUUUAUAUUUAUAAUCAUAGAUGUAAUUAAAAUUAAUUUGUAAUUAAAAGUUGUUUGAAUUUAUUAAAAAUUUAUAAACAAUUUGAGGAUUAAUAUAUAUAACAAUGAAAUUAUUUUUUGCGAACAAUCUGUUCAUUUUUUAUUAAAAAUUUACA
This is a messenger RNA of Microplitis mediator, 3936 nucleotides long. Its product is annotated as thiamin pyrophosphokinase 1. The record is from RefSeq and is a predicted model, not a curated record. NCBI's taxonomy places the organism in Eukaryota, Metazoa, Arthropoda, Insecta, Hymenoptera, Braconidae. The transcript is spliced from 7 exons. Bases 529 to 1353 code for a protein of 274 amino acids. Gene Ontology annotation, biological process: thiamine metabolic process; thiamine diphosphate biosynthetic process. Gene Ontology annotation, molecular function: ATP binding; thiamine diphosphokinase activity; thiamine binding.